CACACACACACACACCUAUAGAGAAGUAGCUCAUAAAACCACACAUAACAUCUGAACUGUCCCUUUAAGAUAAAACUCAUCAGCUUCAAAAGCUCCACAUCUUACAUUAUGUCAUCUGAGACAGACCAGGAAACCAGUGAGUUCCUGUUGAGUUGUCAGUGAGAAGAGACGCACCGACAGACGCUGCUCUCAAAAUGGCUUCCAUGUCAGAGGAGGAUUUCUGCUGUUCGGUCUGUCAUGAAGUCUUUAGAGAUCCUGUUGUUCUAUCAUGUAGCCACAGCUUCUGUAAAGACUGUCUGCAGAGAUGGUGGACAGAGAAACCAACACAGGAGUGUCCAGUUUGUAAGAGAAGAUCUUCAAAGUCACAUCCACCUCGUAACCUGGAGUUGAAGAAGCUGUGUGAGAGUUUCUUACAGCAGAGAGAUCAGAGAGCUUCAGAGGCUCUCUGCAGUCUGCACUCUGAGAAACUCAAACUCUUCUGUCUGGACCAUCAGCAGCCAGUGUGUCUCGUCUGCAGAGAUUCAAGGAGACACACCAACCACAGAUUCAGACCCAUCGAUGAGGCUGCACAGGAUCAGCGAGAGGAGCUCCAGGAAGCCCUGAAGCCCUUACAGGAGAAACUGAAGCUCUGUCAGCAAGUUAAGAUUAAGUUUGAUCAAACAGCAGAACACAUGAAGGUCCAGGCCCGACGCACAGAGAUCCAGAUUAAGGGUCAGUUUAAGAAGCUUCACCGGUUUCUAGAAGAGGAAGAGGUGGCCAGGAUGGCUGCACUGAGGGAGGAAGAGGAGCAGAAGAGUCAGAGGAUGAAGGAGAAGAUGGAGGCUCUGAGCAGAGAGAUACCAGCUCUUUCAGACACAGUCAGAGCCACAGAGGAGCAGCUGAGAGCUGAAGACGUCUCAUUCCUGAUCAACUACAAGGCUGCAGUGGAAAGAGUCCAGCAGAGCCCCCUGCUGGAGGAUCCACAGCUGCUCUCAGGAGCUCUGAUAGACGAGGCCAAACACCUGGGCAACCUGAGCUUCAACAUCUGGAACAAGAUGAAGGACCUGGUCUCCUACUAUCCCCUGGUUCUGGACCCAAACACUGCUGGUUCAUAUCUCACCCUGUCUGAAGAUCUGACCAGUGUGAGACUAGGAGGAGAGUAUGAGCAGCUUCCUGAUAAUCCAGAGAGGAUUGAUGGUUGCUUCUCUGUCGUGGGCUCCGAGGGCUUUAACUCAGGGACUCACAGCUGGGAUGUCGAGGUUGGAGACAGUACGGUCUGGCUACUGGGUGGGUUACCAGAGUCUGUCCAGAGGAAGGAAGACAUACUGUCUGGAUUAUGGACAAUAUGGUUCUCUGAAGGUAAAUACUCAGCGUGGUCUCCACCAGCUCCAGUCACUGCUCUCCCGUUGAAGAAGCAGCUCCGGAGGAUCAGAGUGACUCUGGACUGGAACAGAGGAAAGCUGUCGUUCUCUGAUCCUGAUACUAACACACACAUACACACCUUCACACACACUUUCACUGAGAAGAUCUUUCCAUACUUUAACACUCAGGAUAAUCUGAAGAUAUCACCACUGAAGGUCUGUGUGACAAAACAAGUCUGAUAGAGUCCGUAGUUUUAGCGUGGUAAUAAUAAUAAUAAUAAUAAUAAUAAUAAUAAUAGUAAACAACGAUUCACUUCUUCAACGUUAAUGUGUUCCAUCUUUUUAUGUCUGAACUGAAUGAUUAAAUAAGUUCAAACUUUAUAUCGCAGCAGCAAACAGUAACAGGAGUCAGCAGAUUAAAUAUGAAAGAAUAUAAACAGAAUAAUGGUUGUUGGGUAGUCAACUGAUUGCAGCGGUAAAGGAGACGGCUGAAUGAAACAAAAGGUUU
Messenger RNA from Perca fluviatilis (European perch), 1848 nucleotides. Its product is annotated as nuclear factor 7, ovary-like. Bases 195 to 1580 code for a protein of 461 amino acids. The record is from RefSeq and is a predicted model, not a curated record. The transcript has 2 exons. Gene Ontology annotation, molecular function: protein binding; zinc ion binding. NCBI's taxonomy places the organism in Eukaryota, Metazoa, Chordata, Actinopteri, Perciformes, Percidae.